Messenger RNA from Klebsormidium nitens, 3265 nucleotides. The record is from the annotation of a GenBank genome assembly. Lineage: Eukaryota; Viridiplantae; Streptophyta; Klebsormidiophyceae; Klebsormidiales; Klebsormidiaceae.
CGCACGCAAUGGACUCUGGAGAUUGGCCUUGGCAACAUUUGCCAUGAUUUGGAUGUGAUUUGGCAUGACCCAGUGCAUCGCAAUUCGCAGUGGCGCUGAAUCAACGAUCAAGGAUCAGGGUGUACUGCCCUAGACUUGUAGGGCACCUCAUGAACCUCUCAUGAAAGUUUCUGCUGUUCCUUGUAUGUAGAAAGCUGAAAUGCGGAGGCAAAAUGCGGUGCGCAUGGGGGAGGAGUUUCCAUCCACGUAAUGCUGUGCGUAUGUUAGUGACGGGAGAUGCCGCUUAGUCAUAUGCCCAGUCAGUCUAGGUCAAACGUUGUCUAACUUGCUGCAUCUUAAGGAGGACACCGCUGCUGCAAAGUGCUGGAAUCGCAAAAGACCUGUCCGAUCCAUGCAAGCCGGGAUGAGUGUGUAAGUGACAACGAAGGUCCUAGUUUACUCGUAGGCUUCAGCUUCACUUGUCACCGAGAUCGACUUGCGGGCGCAAAUAUGGACUCAAACCUUUUGCAAGAGGUUUGCAACUGCAGCUGCAGCUCCGAGCGACACCCGGGGAUACAUGACCCGGAGUUCUGGAUGUACGUUGGGAUUAUUAUCUUUCUGUUCGUCUUUGCCGGACUGAUGAGUGGACUUACACUUGGCCUUAUGUCACUGGGCCUCGUCGAUCUAGAGGUGCUUCGCAGGAGUGGCACCGAGAAAGAGAAACAGCAGGCUGAUAUCAUUCUUCCGGUGGUGAAACGACAACACUUAUUAUUGGUAACUCUGUUACUCUGCAAUGCGGCCGCGAUGGAAGCACUGCCCAUCUUCUUGGAUAGACUUGUGAAUCCUAUCGCGGCAGUCAUUCUGUCAGUGACUCUGGUCUUGCUGUUUGGAGAGAUCAUUCCUCAGGCUGUCUGUUCACGAUAUGGAUUGGCUGUUGGCGCCAGCCUGGCUGGCCUUGUCAAAGUCCUCAUGUUUCUUUGCUAUGGAAUCUCAUACCCGAUUAGCAAGAUCCUGGACUGGGUGCUUGGCGAAUCUGAGGAGGCCUUGUUUCGCCGGUCCCAGUUGAAGGCCUUGGUCUCAAUCCAUGAGCAGUCAGCGGGCCAAGGUGGCGAGCUAACUCACGACGAAGCGGCCAUCAUUAGCGGGGCGCUGGACCUCACAGAAAAAACUGCGAAAGAGGCGAUGACACCCAUUGACUCAACGUUCUCCAUGAGCGUCUUCACCCGGCUGGACUGGCAAGUCAUGGGCGAGGUGCUCAGGCGGGGCCACAGCAGAGUCCCUGUCUACGUGGACACGCCGAGCAACCCGAUUGGCAUUCUGCUGGUGAAAAGCCUCAUCACGGUACGCCCAGAGGACGAAGUCACGGUCAGCUCUCUGGCCAUUCGCCCGCUGCCACGUGUCCCAGCAAACCUGCCUCUGUACGACAUCCUGAACGAGUUCCAGAAGGGCGGGAGCCACAUGGCCGCCGUUGUGCGGGCAGAAGAAGAGCCAGACGAAGAAGAGCCGGAGGAUGCCAUCGCCGAAGACGACGAGAAGGAGAAGGGCAACGGCGGGUCCUGGUUCGGGGGUCGCAUGCUGGAUAUGAUGAAGGGCGCGUGGUCCAGCGGACCAGAAGCAGAAGAGGCCGCUCCUGAGAAGGGCCAAGCCGACUUGGAGAAGGGCCUCUUGGCCGACCUCACCAUCUCCGAAAUCAAGGAAACCGGGGAGAUCAUCGUGGAAGGGAACACCCUGCCGGUGCCUGGGGCGAUCUCGAAGGAUAUCUACUUAUCGCUCAACACUCAGACUGGAGAGGUAGACGCGAUCCCGGACCCCACAGUUCAGACGCAGGCUGAGCCGGUAGAAGAUCGCCAAGUUCCAGAACUUCAGACUGCCCCCGCACCGCGCGCGCCUGUUGGCAACUUCCGGGAGGUGUCCAUCCGUGGCGGCGUCGUCCCAUCGUCCGAGCAGGGUCUUCCCGACGCGGCCGCAGGAAAGGGCAAGGGCCCCCUGCCAGUGGUUCCCGAAAUUCCCGGACCUCGCCAGAAACCCCCUGCCAGCCCGGGAGGCAAACCCCGCGAGAAAGGGGCGGCCGUGCCUGAAGGGGGCUCCGGGCCUAUUGGUCGGGUGAACAGCUUCAAGGCUCGGGUGGCGGUCGUUCCUGACAAGGUUGCAGACAAGAUCACUAAGGGCGACCUUCGAAGCCCUGGCUCCGCACCCCCCGCAAAAAAAUCGGAGACUUCCGACAUCACGUACGGUCCGUACACCCCGAACGCCCCUAUUGAGGAGACCGGUCAGCCGGGCAGCAGCACGAUAGUCUCUGCUGGCGAGGCCGGGAACGGGCCGCUGCCUCCAGAGGGCGAGACGGCUGUCGUGCUGAGUACAGCGGGGAAGGACGGAGGCAGUGACCCGGCUUCGCCCGUGAGCAGGUGGUGGGGCAAGAAGAGUGCGUCGCGGCCGACGCGCGAGGACCGCGUGAUUGGGGUGAUCACGCUGGAGGACGUGAUUGAGGAGCUGCUGCAGGAGGAGAUUGUGGACGAGACGGAUGAGUACAUCGACGUGCACAGGAGGAUCCGAGUCGCCAACGUCGGCACUGCCGGCCGCCGCAUCAUUCAACCACCCACCGGCCGAGGAAGAACGCAGGGUGGCCCCGGUCGCCGGAGGUCCAACAUGGCCGACUUCGUGGAUCGCGCUGGCCGGAGUCUCGACCGCGAAAACGACCGGAGGUUCCGCUCUCGCUCUACAUCCAAGGAGUCAACUGUCCGUCACUGGCACACCCGCAGCGCCAAAGACGGCGAGGCAGCCCAGCGCCAGCAGGGAGGCGAUGAGGCGUACAGCGGUCAGGAGAAUAACUCACUGCGGCCCAGAGGCGCCAAGGGGGAGCUGAGCGAACCGCUGCUGUCAAGCAGUCUCAGCAGCAUGUGAAAGGGCCUCACGUUGACAGAGCGUCGCAGUGCAAGUCUGACAGUUUAAAGGAGGUGGUAGAGGAGACUCCUGUCCGGAAGAAGCAGUUUUGGGUGUGUCAAGGUCAUACAAGGUCAUACAAGCCAAGCAGUACUUAUGUUAGUUGCGCAAGAAGGUAACUUCUGAUAGAAGACAGGGAUUGGGUGGCUCCAAGUAGACGCAGAGCUUUUCGAAUCCGCAAGCAAUUGCAUCAAUUUUCCGAGGGGGUUGCAGGUGAGAUUAGGGGCUGCCUUUUCUGAGUCAGGAGCUAUGCUCGAGACGAGUAAAGCAGUUAUGGCACUGUCGUUUCCUUGUGAGUUACGGGGGAUGUGUACCCAAUUUCAUAAUCCUAUACUUCCUUCACAAU